UCGAGGAGUUUCUCGUUGCAACUCUCUAGCUUCUAGGUAGUCUUAGUUAGAGCUUCUUUACAAAGGACUUUUAUUGUAGCAUCAGGAUCACUACACUCGGCAGAUAAACUCAACCCCACUGCAAAACAAUGGCCUGGGGUUGGAGUCAGAUGGCGUUCACACUACAACUUCCAAUCUCUUGGUAAUAAUUAUCCCCUCAUACCUCAACUAGAGGUCGAUAUGAUUUUGUCCAGGGAUGUAUUUUUAUUCAUUUUCGAAACCCCCUUAAAAUCGGAGGCGGGUACACCCGCCAACUUCACCAUCGUCCGCCGUCCAUCGCGCGUCUCUUCUCCGCAAAUACCUACGUACCUACCUACCUACCUAGAUAAACCGCCGACAUAAGGGCCGGCAGGAGAACGUGCCGCAAUGAACACCGACCCGCAAUCAUACAUCCUCUCCGAGGCCGACUCGCGCGCAAUAUUCGAACAAACCAUCGUCCCCGCCGAACUCAGCUUUCUCCCGCCCCCCUCCACCAACCCUAACCCCUCUAGGACCCCCCUCGCCGUCCUAAUAAUCGGCCAAACCGGCUCCGGCAAAACGCGCACCUCCCCACUCCUCAAACGCACCAUAACCCAUCUCCGCGGGCCUCCCGCGCACUUCAUCGCAGACACAUACAAAACCUACCACCCCUCGUACUCGCCUCUCCUCUCCGCGCACCCGUCCCUCGCCUCCCCGGCCACGGGGCCCGACGCCCGGCGCUGGCUACUUAUGGCCGCCACGUUAGCCGCGGACUCGCGCGCGGACGUGCUCCUCGAGUCCGCGGCGCGGCACCCGGACGACUUCGCCGCUCUGGCGCGCUUGUACCGCGGCCGCGGGUACCGGGUCGAAGUCGUCGUGCUAGCCGUGCCCGCGGCGCUAAGUCGGUUGGGUGUUUUGGCGCGGUAUCACGAGGGCUUGCCUGAGGCGGGGCCCGCGGGUGGGUUGCCGGUACGGUUGACGCCGCGCGGGGUCCAUGAUGAGUCGUACAAGGGGGUUUUGGAGGCUGCUGCUUUUGUGGAUGGGGAAGGGGGAAAUGGAGGGGGGGAUGGUGAUGGGGACGGGUAUGUGGUGGACCAGGUCGUUGUUGUGCGCCGCGAUAAUGUGGUCGCGUACGCGGAUGAGCGCGAGGAUGGGGUUUGGAGGUGGGGACCGGGUGUUGCGCGGGCAGUGCGCGCAGAGCGGGAGCGCCCUUUGACGGCUGUAGAGAGGAUAGGGGCGCGGGAGAGUAUGCGCAGGUUGAGAGGAUUGAAUGUGCCGGGUUUGGAAAGCCAGUUGGAGGAAAUCGAGGAGCUGUUGAAACCGCUCCUGGUCGAUUCGGAUGCUGGGGUAUAUGCGCCGCUGAGACCACUGUCUCUGCCUAGUUCGUCUCAAGAUGAGCAGUUUGAUAUCGAGGCGGGCCUUAGGCUUGGAAUGAUAUGAUUUUAAAACAAAUACUGGUAAUAAGAGCGCUCUAUGACGUAGAAACCUUUUGGAGCGUUUCUGAUAAUACCUCAUUGAUUUGCCCCUUUCUUAGGAUAUGGACCAGUACGGACGAGAGUUACGCACGAAUACUUUUCCGGCUAGCCACAGGCUACGAUGUA
Annulohypoxylon truncatum is the source of this 1598-nucleotide messenger RNA. RefSeq names its product zeta toxin-domain-containing protein. The transcript has a single exon. The record is from RefSeq and is a predicted model, not a curated record. NCBI's taxonomy places the organism in Eukaryota, Fungi, Ascomycota, Sordariomycetes, Xylariales, Hypoxylaceae. Bases 406 to 1437 code for a protein of 343 amino acids. Gene Ontology annotation, molecular function: ATP binding; kinase activity.